Desarmillaria tabescens is the source of this 2666-nucleotide messenger RNA. RefSeq lists its product as uncharacterized. The transcript is spliced from 3 exons. The coding region runs from base 401 to 2413 and encodes 670 amino acids. NCBI's taxonomy places the organism in Eukaryota, Fungi, Basidiomycota, Agaricomycetes, Agaricales, Physalacriaceae. The record is from RefSeq and is a predicted model, not a curated record.
UGCUGUUGCUCAUGUCUCUCCUUAGCGUUCGUCGGAGUCAGGAAGAGUGAUAGACUUACAGCAGGCGUAGCGAUAUAUAAUAGCUCAGUACAAGUGUCUCGAUACUACCAGUCGGGAAUGAAUUUGAUAUUCACCCGAACCUGAUGGAUCUAUUCUUCGUCUUCGCAUUUUAUCUUUGUAGAUUGAUUAUCAAGUCCAAUCGUUGCGUGAAAUCCGUCUUGGACGGCGAGGAGUGUGAUCCCUGCGUGUUCUUUCGGCACGGAUCAUGCGGGAUGUCGUUAGUUCAACCACGCUGCAAACACGGUGAGCCUGGGGUGACCUGCGAGACCUGCUACCCGCCUCGUGUCAAUCCCACCUUCGUCCGCACUACCUUGUAUGCGUAUUCGUCUCAGUUGAGAAAAUGGGAAACGAACAACAACUUUCGAACCCUGCCGAGUCGACGAGUAAACACGUUCAGAAAUUGAAGGACUCCCCUUCUGCCAGUGAUGGAACACCCAACCACAAUCCCAAUGUCAACACAUCCGCGCCGUCAGAGUCGCAACCAGUGAUAGUGCGCCAGGAUUCUGGUUCUGCCUCAGGGGAUGUCAAUCAUUCCUUGGACGUGACACCAAACCCAUCACCCCACUGUCAUCCCGAACCGCUGUCGGACACCCCUAUUUUGAAAACCCAGACCGCAGCCGUAGAGAACCGGCUCGCUAGUCCCAGUGUCGGUAAAGGCGACGAGCUCCCUGGUUAUGGCGACUAUGAUUCUCUUGUACGAUCUAAAAUAGAAACAGCCGUAGAGGUCAUUUCUGCCUUCACUGAGACUGGCAAAGCGGAGUCUUCGAUUCAAGUUCCUCUGCAAAGGAAGUACACUGGCGAGAAUGAAGACGGCCCAAGGCGGGAAGUGAUAUCCUCCGCUUUAGCAAACGUACCCUGCGCUUCCCUCGGCAUCCAAGGAAUCUUAGAUCUACUCAACGCCAUCCUUGAAACAUCACACACCCUGGACACACCAUCCGUCUCCUCCCUUCUCGAGGACUGCAUCACACAAAACUACGACUUUGGUGCCGCAUACGGCCGUCUCCGCCGCGUAUGGAAGAGCUAUGACGGCGGCACCAUGCAAGACGAACUACGCAAACAUGAAGAGGGUGACUGGAAGAUGCGACGAGAAGCACUGGCAGGAAACCGGAUCGUCGAACCAGAUCUUCCACCUCGACGUGUGUGGGACCUGUACAGCAAUCGCGUGGUGCCAUACUGGGUCACCGAGGGAUGGCCAGAACCAAUAUCCCAUGCAUGGGUGGAUGAGAAGGAUCGCGUCGACGUGUGGACUCCUAUCAAUGGGAAGAAAUGGCCGGUGCCCAUCCCGAACGAUGCAGAUCUCCGCUUGAUCAGGAUUGAGAUGCUGAAUCUGGGAUAUGAGUACACGUGGCUGGAUGUGCUCUGUUUGAGACAGGUGGGGGGGCUGAGGGAGGAUCUGCGUGUGGAGGAGUGGAAGCUGGAUGUGCCCACAAUUGGAAGAGUGUAUCGCUUUGUAAGGGUGGUGAUCUACCUGAGUGGAUUGGGGCAGCCUUUGAUUUUGAAGGAGGGUGACUUGGAGAGUGAUCGGAGUUGGUUUAGGUGUGCUUGGACAGUGCAGGAGGUUGGCUCUGAGAGGAUCAUUGCUGGGGAUACACCUGAUGGGCCAAUGCAUGCCAGGCCAAUUGAUGAGGAUGGCAACUAUGAGAUAGAGAUACUGACACAAUUUCACAGGCAGUUAAAGUCCUUCCAGAGAAGAUAUCAGUAUAUUUUUAGUGCACUGGCAGACAUGCAGAAGCGAGUGUCGACCAAUCCUGUGGACAAAGUUGCUGGACUGGCAUUCCCUCUGUGGCCCAAGACAAUACCUGCAUAUCAUGAGAGUGAGUCUCUUGAGGAAGCGUGGACAGUACUGGUGAACACAAUGCGCUCUGUUAUGCGGGUGGACUUCCUCUUUUUGUAUCCUGAAGCAGGACAAGGAUGCAAAAAAUGGAGACCAACAUGGGAGCAGGUCAUGAUGAACCCUCUGCCAGAGGAUGUAGACAGCAGCCUCGGGGAUGUUGGGCAUGAUGAUGUGAUGGAUGAGGACUGGUAUGAAGGGCCUUGCAUUCAACAGGGGCUUGUGCAGGGUUUGGACAAGGGAUCAGCAGAAGGGGGUGAUCGAUUUGGAGAAUUAGUUGUUGAAGAUGAGCAUGGAAUGGCAUGCCUAUUCAAAAUCAUUGCCACCCACCAAUACCCAAUACCCAAAGAUUCAUACACACUGCUUGGUAAUGAUGGAUGGCCUUCACAUUGGGCUAUUGGCCGACAACUACCAGAUCAGAGAUUUGAGAAAGUGUCAGUGUUUGCAAUGAUCAACUGGAAGGAAACAAAGAUGUUGAAAGGCCCAGGUAUCACUGUAAAGUCUCAUAACAUUCUUGUUUGAUGUAGAUGCAGAACUAUCUGAUCAUUUUUGAGAAAAACUAAUGCUAGCCUAUGAUAUGCACCUGCUGAACCUCUCAUCAUCAAAUUCUGGAGUGUAUGUAGUGAUCUACAGGGCCUGGCCUAAAGCCCUAGCCAAGCUGGGCCAGGCUCUGAAAAGCUGAGUCCUGGGGGCAGGCUUGGUGAAGGCUUGGGCCCAGGCUUCAUCAUCUGAAAACCUGAGGAUAAGGCUUAGUGCUGGACUUUCAAGAAAUUGU